Messenger RNA from Prionailurus viverrinus (fishing cat), 1288 nucleotides. RefSeq names its product G protein subunit gamma transducin 2 (gene GNGT2). The record is from RefSeq and is a predicted model, not a curated record. The coding region runs from base 461 to 670 and encodes 69 amino acids. Lineage: Eukaryota; Metazoa; Chordata; Mammalia; Carnivora; Felidae. Gene Ontology annotation, biological process: G protein-coupled receptor signaling pathway. The transcript has 5 exons. Gene Ontology annotation, molecular function: G-protein beta-subunit binding. Gene Ontology annotation, cellular component: heterotrimeric G-protein complex.
GUGAGAGACCCAAACCUGCUUGCAAAGGGCAGGCGGGCUCAUUCCGGGACAAGAGGAAGGUGUUGAGCAACAGUGGAACACAGCCAGCACGAGAGGAGUCGGCUCAGACACCGGGAAGACACAGCCAGAGGCCCCCUGAGAAGCGUUCCCAAGCCUCUGAAGGCUUAUGUGGGAGGGAGACCUGGGGCCCAUGCCCUGUGCCUGACGGAGGUGAGACGAGAUGAGGACUCCGAUUAGACAACAGGAAGGAGUUGGCUUUGAGAAGCACCAGGUGUAAGGUCCAGAUUAGCCGGUGGAUUUCAGGAAGCAUCGGCGGACAGAGCAGCGAGCUGGUCUCAAGAGACCAUCUGCUUUAUCUGAAGACUUCCAGCCGAUAAGCGGGGGAAGCUCAAACACCGUCUUGUCUGAGUCGGGGACUUGAAGUGCACAUUCUUUCCGGGCAGGUGUCCCGGGGGGCAGGAUGGCCCAGGAGCUCAGCGAGAAGGACCUGUUGAAGAUGAACGUUGAACAGCUCAAGAAGGAAGUGAAGAACACAAGAGUUCCGAUUUCCAAGACGGGAAAGGAAAUCAAGGAUUUUGUGGAGGCUGAAGCAGGAAAUGACCCUCUUCUCAAAGGCGUCCCCGAGGACAAGAAUCCCUUCAAGGAGAAAGGCGGUUGUGUGAUAAGCUGACGGCCCUGGGGCCCCCGUGCCCUGAACGUCCGUCCCUCCUCAGCCCCACUCUCCACCAGGACGCGAGUGUCCCCGGACGCCCAGGGAGCCAGGCAGUUUUCACCGUCUCUGGGCCACAACAUGAGUAAAGACACUGGGCCGUGCACUUGGGGGUCCGUUCCCCAACCCCUUCGACUCUCCCCUCCUCCACCUGCUGGGUCACUGCUGGUCCCGCCUGGAGACCCUCUGAGGAGAGCCUCCUUGGCUCAGCAGCUGGCACCUUGUGCGGUGGGGGUCUGAAGAGCGUGCGACACCCUGAGACCCGAGAUGGAAAUCCUUAGAGACAUCUGGGCCACCACAGGGCCGUCCUGUCUUCCCCCCCACUGUCUUCCGCAAACCGGCAUUCCUAUUCAGAGUAGUUUGGGUUGAGGGCCGGAAUGAUGGGUGGGAGGGGGGGAUCCUUCUUCUCCAUCGUGUGUCCGAUCCCUUGGUCCUCCCCCUAGUCACUUUAGAUCGCCCCAGAGGGGCCUGAGGACAAAAAGAGCUUGGCAACUCAUGAUGUCAUGAUUUCUUUCAUAUUCCUUUUUUUAUGUUUAUUUAUUUAUUUAUUUUGGAGAGAGAGAGAGAACAAGCAAGGGA